UCCCAUAACAUCUUGUUUCAAUUUCUAACUGCGUUCAUCCAAAUCCCACAACGAUGGCCGCGAAAGAACGCCACCGUAUCUACCGGAAACCUGCGCGCCAACCGCCGCCGGAAGCAGAAGAACAACAACAAGGCCUCCAUGAAACCUUACCGAAACGCCGCCGCGAAGGAGAAUACUGAUCCGCACCAGGUAGUUGAGCAAAUUGAAGUUGAGUAUGUGCCGGAGAAGGCCGAGCUAGGCGAAGGCUUGGAUGAAGAAUUUAGAAAAAUCUUUGACAAGUUUAGUUUCGGCGUUGUUACUGGUUUUCAGGAUAAUGGCAAGAAGGAUGAGUCGGCAGAAAAUGCAACUACUAAUAAGAAGGCAGACUCUGAUUCUGAAGAGGAAGAAAAUGAUAAUGAGCAAAAAGAGAAAGGCAUCAUCUCAAACAAGAAGAAAAAGCUUCAACGCCGUAUGACAAUUGCGGAACUGAAACAGAUUUGCUCAAGGCCUGAUGUUGUUGAGGUGUGGGAUGCUACAUCUGCUGAUCCAAAGUUGCUGGUGUUCUUGAAAUCUUAUCGAAACACUGUAACAGUACCUAGGCAUUGGAGUCAGAAGAGAAAUUUUUUGCAGGGGAAAAGAGGUAUUGAGAAACGACCCUUUCAGCUUCCUGAUUUCAUUGCUGCCACAGGAAUUGAGAAACUCAGACAGGCUUAUAUUGAGAAAGAGGAUAGUAAAAAGUUAAAACAUAAGCAGAGGGAGCGCAUACAGCCAAAAAUGGGGAAAAUGGAUAUCGAUUAUCAGGUUCUUCAUGAUGCAUUCUGUAAGUAUCAGACAAAGCCAAAGCUGACAUCUCUUGGGGACUUGUAUUAUGAAGGAAAAGAAUUUGAGGUAAAGUUGUGGGAGGCAAAUCCUGGCAUGUUAUCACACAAAUUAAAAGAAGCUCUUGGUAUGCCUGUGGGUGCUCCUCCUCCAUGGCUGGUUAAUAUGCAGAGAUAUGGUCCACCACCAUCAUACCCUCAUCUGAAGAUCCUGGGCCUGAAUGCUCCAAUUCCCCCUGGAGCUAGUUUUGGUUAUCAUCAUGGUGGCUGGGGCAAGCCUCCUGUUGAUGAAUAUGGGCGUCCGCUUUAUGGAGAUGUUUCUGGUGUUCAUCAACAAGAGCAGCCUAAUUAUGAGGAAGAGCCUGUUGAUAAGCGCAAACACUGGGGUGACUUGGAGGAGCAGGAGGAAGAGGAGGAGGAGGAGGAGGAGGAGGAGGAGGAGGAGGAGGAACAUGAAGCGGGUAUUCAGUCUGUUGAUAGUCUGUUGAGCACUCCCACCGGAGUGGAGACACCUGGUGUUAUUGACGUUCGAAAGAAGCAGAGGAAGGAACCUGAAAGGCCUCUUUGUCAAGUACUUCAAGAGAAGGAGGAAAAAGCUCAUCCAGGAACUUUGUUUGGAACCACACACACUUAUGUGAUUGGCACUGGUACCCAGGAUAAGUCAGGGGCUAAAAGGGUUGAUUUGCUUAGAGGUCAAAAGACAGAUAAAGUGGAUGUCACUUUACAGCCAGAAGAGUUGGAUACCAUGGAAAAUGAUUUACCUGCAAAGUAUGCAAAAGCAAAGGAGGAAAAAGAGUCACAGAGACGGCAUGAGGAUUUCAGUGACAUGGUUGCAGAGAAUGAGAAUGAGAAGAAGAGGAAGAGAAAGAUGCAAGAAAAGGAGAGCAAAUCCAAGAAGAAGCACUUUUAAGUUAAGGUGGUUCCAAUACUUUUUGCUGGAAAAUGAGGAAUCCUUUCAUGAGACAGAUACUUAGUUAAAUUGUUUUAGGCGUGAUGAUUCGAAGUGUGAUAGAAAUGUUUGUUGGAGCAAAUUGCGAACAAGGGUAUCCGUGAUAGUAUUCUGACUUGAAUUUUUGGAUCCUUUCUUCGUUUCUGUUUCCUAUCUUUAAAGCUAAAAUUUAGUAUCA
Lotus japonicus is the source of this 1924-nucleotide messenger RNA. RefSeq lists its product as uncharacterized. Bases 139 to 1707 code for a protein of 522 amino acids. Gene Ontology annotation, biological process: mRNA splicing, via spliceosome. Lineage: Eukaryota; Viridiplantae; Streptophyta; Magnoliopsida; Fabales; Fabaceae. The record is from RefSeq and is a predicted model, not a curated record. The transcript is spliced from 18 exons. Gene Ontology annotation, cellular component: U2-type spliceosomal complex; catalytic step 2 spliceosome; precatalytic spliceosome.